Molecule: messenger RNA, 753 nt
Organism: Impatiens glandulifera
Lineage: Eukaryota; Viridiplantae; Streptophyta; Magnoliopsida; Ericales; Balsaminaceae
Exons: 5
Coding region: 1-753 (250 amino acids)
Molecular function (GO): zinc ion binding
Source: RefSeq, a predicted model, not a curated record
AUGAGUUAUAAUAAGGCUUGGAGGUCUAGGGAACAUGCCUUAAUGGUGGUGCGAGGAACUGUAGAGGAUUCCUAUGGUAAAUUGCCACCACACCUCUACAUGUUGGAGAUGAAUAAUCCGGGGAUUAAGGACCCUCGUAUAGCUGUCUAUUUGGAAGAUAUUGGGAUGGAAAGAUGGAGUCUUGCAUUUUUCCCCGGUAAACGAUACAAUGAAAUGACAAGAAAUUACGCUAAGAGCUUUAAUAGUCAGAGUAGGGAAGCUAGAAAGAAUGGUGUCAUAAUAGAAGAGAAAAAGCGGAUAAUCACACAAAACGUUUAUCUCAAUAUUAUGAAAAGUUCUUACUUGAGCAAGCUAAGAAAUUGCAGGGUAUUUGAUGUAUCUAGUCUUCCUUGUAAGCAUGCCCUAGUUGCUGCCCGUACACGAAAAUUGGAUCCCUAUGAUUUCUGCUCAAAGUAUUACUCAACUGAAAUGUGGUUGAAUGCAUAUCCAGAGACAUGUUAUCCUGUUGGUGAUGAAAAAGAAUGGGAUAUUCCAGAAAUUAUCAAAUGCGUCUAUCUAAAACCAUCUGUUAAGGUGAAGAAAGGGCGGCCGACAACAAAUCGUAGGUCAUUCCAAGGUGAGACUCGUAAGGUCCGAAGACGAUGCAGCUCAUGUGGUGGUCAGGGUCAUAAUAGGGAAACAUGCAAAUCAGUGAUGCCUGCACCAUCUACUACAAGAGUAGAAUCUCAGCAACAACAUCAACCUUCAUCUUAG